AUGUCUUGGCUAAUAAUUGUGGCCGAAAAUGGCGAGCCUGUCCCAAAGAAGAUAAUCUUCAAGGAUAGACUCAAUCCAUUGGAAACGCUGAGCGAUGAAGAAUGUAUACAGCGUUUCCGAAUGGACCGCACAACAAUAGUUGACUUAUGUCAACUAUUGUAUGAAGAUUUAGUGCGGCCCACAAGAAGACACGGAGCGCUGCCAGUGAUUACACAAAUAUGUGCAGCGCUCCGUACCUAUGCCCAGGCGGCUUUUUAUCGUGUGACAGGUGAUAGUGUAGGCAUGAGUAAUGCUGCACUAUCAGAAACUGUCCACACGGUAGCCGCUGGGCUUAGCCGGCGUGCGGGAAAUUUUAUUAAAUUCCCGCAAACACCGGCUGAAAUAGCCAAAACCAAAAAUGGAUUUAUGGCUAUCGGGCGAUUUCCCAAUAUGUUGGGUGCAAUUGAUUGCACCCACAUAGAGAUACUUUCGCCCGCAAAAGAGAUCGAAGCCUCCUACGUUAACCGUAAAGGAUGGCAUUCGAUCAAUGUUCAAGCGGUUGCAAAUGCAACGCUUGAAUUUACUAAUGUCUUGGCAGCGUUUCCAGGCAGAGUUCAUGAUUCAUUUAUAUGGACUCAAUGCCAUUUGAAACGCCGCCUAGACAAUAGCCAUAUUAAUGGAUGGCUAUUAGGGGACGCGGGCUAUCCCCUAGAGCCGCAUCUCUUAACGCCGUACGGUAAUCCUAUUACCGAACAGCAAAAGAGAUAUAAUUCGGCUCAUUCAAAAACCCGUAAUACCAUCGAAAGGGCAUUCGGGGUAUUGAAAAUGAGAUACCGCUGUCUAGACAAGACAGRCGGUAAACUCAUGUAUAGACCCGAACGGGCUUGUCGGGUCAUAAUGAUUUAA
Messenger RNA from Oppia nitens, 885 nucleotides. RefSeq names its product putative nuclease HARBI1. NCBI's taxonomy places the organism in Eukaryota, Metazoa, Arthropoda, Arachnida, Sarcoptiformes, Oppiidae. The record is from RefSeq and is a predicted model, not a curated record. Bases 1 to 885 code for a protein of 294 amino acids. The transcript is spliced from 2 exons.